AAAAUUAAGAAUUUGAAGGAUGCAUUUAGAAAUGAAGUGAACAAAGUGAAGAAGUCUAAAAAAAGUGGAGCAAUAGCUGACAAUGUAUAUACACCAAAAUUAGCUUGGUAAGGAAAGGAAGCUGACUCUUUUUUGAGUAAUGUCAUGUCUUGUCGAGAAUCAGUCGCCAAUGUGGGUCAAUCAAUGACAACAGAGAAUUUAAUAGAAGAGGAUGACAAUGACUUUAUCGACAAGAAUGAAGACAAAAACAAUCUCAACGAAGAAAAUGAUCAAAUUUCUGAAUUACAGAAUGGUACUUUGCAUGCUGCUUCUGUAAUAUCACAAGAGAAAGUAAUUAUCAAGAGGAAGCAUUCGCCUAUGAUGGCUACGGAAACUUUGAAGAAUAAUUUGACGAAUAAAGUUAAAAAAAAUUCUUCGAGUUUUCAAAAUGCCGUUUUACAACUUCAUGAAAUUACUCAAAUGACAACGGAAAUCAACAACGAAUAUGAAUGCUUUGCGAAAUACAUUACGUCUCAACUUAAACAGCUACCAUUGAGAAGUUUUGUUGUAUUACAAGAAAAAAUACAAAGUCUUAUUACUAAGAUUAAUGCCGGAUAAAGAGUUCUGUGUUAUUGGUAAUCGAUCAACUAUACGAUCUGGAACAGUACAAUGUGAAAAAGAUGAAGAAGAUCCUUUUGACUUGGAUAAGUUUUUAGAACAAACAAAACAUAUUGAUAAUUCAACAAAUCUAACGAAACAAUUUAAGGAUGAACGAGAUCAUCAACGUCGUGGGAAUCGUAACAAACGAAGAAAAUAUUAAUCAGUUGAAAAAUCGUUUCUAUGAGGACAAGUGGAAGUGAUUUGCGUAUAACAAAAAUAUAAAUAAAAAGUCCACGAUAAGGAUGCUAUUUAAAUCAGUGCGACUAUCAGUCCUUUUUUUUUUGUUUUUUUUUUUCCUUCUAUGAAUAGAAGAAACGAGUAGAAAUAAAAAGGAAGAUAUGAAGUUACAUGACGUUAAAUAAGAAAGGCAAGACGAAGGAAAGAUUUUAUAUAAAUGAAGAAGCAUUGUUUAUUCAGCCAAUCAAUUAACGGAUGAGAUGUAAUUAAAAAAUUUCUUCAAAGUCAGUUUCCUUGUGUUCGAUAUCGUAUGAUAACAAUAAUGCCAUACGAAGAAGAAUGGAAUCCGCUUAUUAUCAUACAUUGGAAAAAUUAAAGUUCAAUGAAAUUCGAAUGUUAUAAU
Vespa velutina is the source of this 1219-nucleotide messenger RNA. RefSeq lists its product as uncharacterized. The transcript has 5 exons. The record is from RefSeq and is a predicted model, not a curated record. NCBI's taxonomy places the organism in Eukaryota, Metazoa, Arthropoda, Insecta, Hymenoptera, Vespidae. Bases 145 to 597 code for a protein of 150 amino acids.